This is a messenger RNA of Fusarium falciforme, 1167 nucleotides long. RefSeq lists its product as hypothetical. Lineage: Eukaryota; Fungi; Ascomycota; Sordariomycetes; Hypocreales; Nectriaceae. Gene Ontology annotation, molecular function: arylformamidase activity. Bases 1 to 1167 code for a protein of 388 amino acids. The record is from RefSeq and is a predicted model, not a curated record. The transcript has 6 exons.
AUGAGGCUUCAUCGGACUCUGUCCGGCCUGGCUUCUCCGCACAAAACAAGAACCUGCCAAGCCCACAGGCGAGUGGGCAACACAUUGCGUCCGACUAAAGCUCUAAAUUUGCAAAUUAUUUCGACAUCGGUCGUUUAUCUCAUCGUACCGCUUGCAGGCUUACAGACACCUCAUUAUCUCCACCCAAACAUGACUUCACAGUACCCUAGUUUUGAUUCUCUCCCCUUCGACAAGAACGGCCCGCAUGGCAAUGCAUGGGGCCUUUGGGGUCCUGACGACCAACUCGGGACGCUGAAUCAUCUGACAGAUGAAGUUGUUCGUAAAGCGGCCGAGGAAAACAUCAAGACGGGCUCCAGAGUGUCGUUGAAUUGGUCGAUGACUGGGGCGUCAUAUCCCAAGUUUGCUCGCAAGCUUCUAGACUUGCACUUGAUCAACAAGGCCCCUCUCAAGCAUGCGCAUGACGAUGAGUGGACGUUCAACUCUCAGUGCAGCUCACAAUGGGAUGGAUUCCGGCAUUAUGCCUAUCAAAAUGAAGCGUUGUAUUACAUGGGUCGCACUGCUGAGGAGUUUGCCGCUUCAGACCAGCCAAAUAGUGUUCAUCAUGUCUCAGCCAAGGGUAUUGCUGGCCGCGCCGUCUUCAUCGACUGGUAUGCCUGGACUGAGAACCAGGGCUUAAAAGUGGAUGCCAUGUCUUCUCACGAGGUUCCAUUUUCCGAAUUGGUCGAAGCCCUCAAGUUUCAGGGCAUGGAUCUCGACGUUUUCAGGCCUGGCGAUAUUGUCGUCGUUCGCUUUGGGUAUCUGGAGCAGUACGAGAACAUGAGCCAGGAGAAACGACAACACCUCGACAAUCUCUACAAGACUCAGAAGCCCGACAACAUUGGUCUCAAACCAUCCGAAGAGCUCUUGCAAUUCCUAUGGGAUAGAAAGAUUGCUGCCAUUUGCGGUGACUCGCGCUCUCUGGAGGUAUGGCCAUGCAAGGAUGUCGAAUGGCACCUGCAUGAGUGGCUCCUGGCUGGCUGGGGCAUGCCCAUUGGGGAAUUGUUUUACUUGGAGGAACUGGCCAAGAUGUGUAGCUCCUCGGGGCGAUACACUUUCUUCAUGUCAAGUUCUCCGAUGAAUGUACCGGGUGCCGUAGCAAGCCCCCCGAAUGCACUAGCGUUUUUCUAG